Symbiodinium sp. CCMP2592 is the source of this 3105-nucleotide messenger RNA. The record is from the annotation of a GenBank genome assembly. Lineage: Eukaryota; Dinophyceae; Suessiales; Symbiodiniaceae.
AUGAAGAGCUUGGCACAAGUCCUCGCACCGGUGCUAUUGUGCAUCGCUUCCUGCUGCGCUGUGUCUCCCAGCGCGCUGUGCGAGGACCUCGAUGCCACAACGAGCGAGGUCAGCCUUCUCCAGACCGGGAAGCUGGGCCUCGUGCAGACUCUGACUUCCCAGACCGGAAGUAAGCAAGCCCAGACUGAGACGAGAGAGACCAACUUUGCAGAAGCGGCCUCUAAGGUCGGCUUAGGAGUUCCGGUGGCCGUCAUCCUGGGCUCCUGCAUCGCUAUCUUCAUCCUGGGCAAGACCGCAGCCUCCGUCAAGGAGUACGCUGCUUAUGCGGCUGAGUUUGCUGGCACCUUUGCGCUGGUUUUCACCGUUGGCUGCUGUGUGGCCACCGGGAGCGGCGUUUGGAAUGCCACCGCCAUUGCCUGUGUGCUCAUGGUCAUGGUCUAUGCCACAGGGCCCAUCUCGGGGGGGCACCUCAACCCGGCCGUUACCCUUGCCCUCGCCUUGGCAGACAAGUUUGAUUGGGAGCAGGUGCCGGUGUACUGCGCCACACAAAUCGUCGCCGGCAUCGCGGCGGGCAGUUGCACCGCCUCGCUGCUCAGUGCUCCCGAGCCCCUGGCACCCGCUGGCGACUUCACCUGGUCCUACGCCUGCGUCGUGGAAACCAUCUACACUUUCAUGCUCUGCUUCGUGGUCUUGAACUGCGCAGCCUCCAUUCGCAACAAUGAGGCGAAAGAUGGCAACCAAUUCUUCGGCCUCGCCAUCGGCUUUGUGAUCAUCGCUGGUGGCUAUGCUGGUGGGCCUGUCUCUGGCGGAUGCUUCAAUCCGGCCGUGGCCUUCGGCGUGGACUUCUCCAGCAAGGCAGGCCUUGGCUGGAGCUUCGCAUGGGUUGGCUUUGAGAUGGUGGGAGCUGCCCUAGCCGCGUUGGCUUUCCGCGUGGUCCGCCCCGAGGAUUACGGCGGGGACAGCAGCCUCAGCCCUUACGAGCCACCUCUCUACGUGAAACUCGUCAGCGAGUUCCUGGGAGUCUUCAUGCUUGUCCUCACCGUCGGCCUCAACGUCGUCCUUGGCUCGGCCUCUACCGCCUGGUCGGCUGCAGCAGCCCUGAUGUGCAUGAUCUAUUCCCUGGGAGAUGUUUCGGGCGCGCACUUCAACCCCGCAGUGUCCCUGGCCGUCUGCCUUCGUGGCAAGUGCAGUGUGCCGGAUCUCCUGACCUACAUCCCUGUUCAGCUAUUGGCCGGUGCAUCUGCCGGUGCAAUCGUGAGCAUGUUCCAUCAGCUCAGUUCUGGCAAAGAUGCGGCCCACUUCCUUCAACCCGGCAAGGACCACACCCUUGCGCAGGCUGGGGUCGCAGAGAUGAUUUUUACGUUUGUUCUUUGCUACGUGGUCUUGGCUACUGCCACCACUGCGAAGCCAGAAUCUCAGCAGACGAAGCAGAACUUCUAUUUCGGCUUGGCCAUCGGCUCCUGCGUCACGGCCGGAGGCAUUGCCUCCGGGGCAAUUUCCGGCGGUGAGCUGAACCCUGCUGUCAGCACUGGACUGGCCAUGGCCAGCUCCAUGUUCUCCCCCGAGGGCGCCACCAUCGCCGAGGGCUCGACAUGGGGUAACCUGCUGCGUUUCAGCGCCUACGAGCUCGCAGGCGGUUUGCUGGCAGCGCUGCUGUUCCAGGUGACCCACCCCAAGGAGUUGGGCAAAUCGGGCAUGUGGAUCUCCUGCUUCGCUGCGGAAUUCCUGGGCACCUUCGUUUUGGUCUUCACCGUGGUCUGCAACGUGCUGGCCGGAGACCCGAACUGGUCGCCCACGUCCAUUGCCUGCUCGCUUAUGGUGAUGAUCUAUGCGACCGGUGGAGUGUCCGGAGGCCACCUGAACCCCGCUGUGACGUUUGCUGUUACCCUCGUCACGAACGAUUGGUCUGGCAAGUUCUUGGGCUACUGGCUCUCACAAGUUUUGGGCGGUGUCGCCGCAGGUUUCGCAGCCUGCAGCUUGCAUACGACCGUUGCCAACAUCGAGGCCAAGGCCCCCUACCAGACCUCCCAUGCCCUCAUGGCCGAGCUUAUCUACACCUUCAUGCUGGCCUUUACGGUGCUAAGUGUGGCGGUGUCAAAGCGAAACAAUUCCAGCAAAGAUGGAAAUAACUUUUACGCUCUUGCCAUCGCCUGGACCAUCGUCGCCGGAGGCUAUGCUGUCGGCGGUGUCUCUGGCGCAGCUUUCAACCCAGCUGUGGCCAUCGGCCUUGAUAUCUCCAGCUACAGCGCAGGGGUUGGCAUGGGCUUCCUUUGGGCCCUCUUCGAGCUCCUGGGAGGAGGCCUCGCUGCCGCCAUCUUCCGAUUGCUCCGACCCGAAGAGUCCUUGGAGGGCCCAGCGCUGGAGAGCUAUGAACCAUCGAUUCUCGUGAAGCUGCUCAGUGAGUUCCUGGGCGUCUUCAUGCUUGUCCUGACUGUGGGCUUGAACCUGGUGAACGACUCUCCUGCCACUGCUUGGUCUGCUGCUGCAGCCUUGAUGUGCAUGAUCUAUUGCUUGGGCGACAUCUCCGGCGCUCACCUCAACCCUGCUGUAACGAUGGCCGUUGUGGCCAGCGGCCGGAAGUUGUGCUGCGGCCUGACAGGUGUCGCUUAUGCUGCGACGCAAUAUCUCGCUGGCGCGGCAGCCGGCCUCGUCUACUCGGUUUUCCAUGCUGCAGGGCCGAAGGCCGACUCAUACGUCGGCCUGGCUCCAGGUAAGGGCUUCUCGCUUGCCCAGGCUGGCCUUGCAGAGCUUGCUGCAACUAUGUUGCUGGCCUACAUCGUACUCAGCUGUGCCACUGUUCCCCCGGCGGGCGGCAAUACCAAGACAAAGAACAGCUUCUACUUUGCAUUGGCCAUCGGUUCGUGCGUGACGGUCGGCGGCUUCGCCAUCGGUGCCGUGUCUGGAGGCGAGCUGAACCCAGCAGUGGCUCUGGGCAUCUCGACGGCCAGCACCAUGCAUCACCCCGAUGGCAUGGAGAGCGAGUCCUUCUCCAACUUUGUUCGCCUUGGCAUCUUUGAAGUCUCAGCGGGCCUUGCCGCCGCGGCUGCCUUCAAGGCGAGCCACAGCCAGAUCUAUGCCGAUAUGGCUGUGGAAACUGGCAAGUAA